AUGUGCAAUGCCGCCAACCUUACAGCAUUUUUCUCUUCUGCGAAAUUUAUGGCAACAAAGGGCGAUAAACUUACACCGGCGCCUAUGCUUCGACGGUCUAUUUUUGUCCUGGGAUCCCUGCUGGCUGUAUCUUAUAUUGUAGCUGCUGCAGACGCAUGGCUGCAUGCCAGCAGCACUGGUAUAGUCAUUCCGUCAAUUUCUGCAUACACCGGAUCAGCGUUACCACAAUUUGGACGAGAAAUAAAUGAGACAAUGUGCCAAGAGGCCAGCGUCUUUGAUACGGAUGCCGUUGGUCAUAUUACAGCAGCGUCGUGCGGAAUUUUGAACCCCGGAAGUGGGGGGAGUGGAAAUAAGCUUGCCGAGGGUAUCAGAGUACUAUCUAACAGCUCUACACUGCAGAGAGUCGUCUUUACCGACGAUCAGACUGCUCUUCUAGUCCCUCAGAACCUUCCUUCAAAUAUAACGUACGAGGCCCAAGCCGUGGGCGUUAAAUCUCAAUGCACAAGUAUCACAAAGUAUUGCAUAUACAUCACAUCCGACUAUGGACCUAAUGCCUUUUUGAAUCUUGACUGUUCGAAAGGAGGGAUUAAUUAUCAGAAUUCUUCGGCACAGACCCAAAUUCCUCCGCUAUGUGCUCUUGAUGGCCAGGGUGUGUGUACUAUCGGAAUAGACAUUCCUUCUAAUCCUUUUACUGCAGCGGAGGUGGUAACUUCCUUCGCCUAUCUUAACCCAGGCCAGCCUCUCGAUCAAUUUAUUGGAAAUACUGGAUGGUUCGUACAUGGAAAUAAGGGCGCCUGGAAUGUUGUAUUUUGCAACAUUACCGCGCUUGAUGUCACCUACACAUACACGUCUUCCCAAUUUGUGGUACAGAAAGCUGUCCCAAAGUCUGUAACUGAUACUCAACACAUCAUGGCCGCUGGGUUUGAAGGACAAACAACGGCAAUUUCACAACAAGUCGAUGGGGCCGGCUCAGACCCAAAUACAGGGACCUACGAGCAAGCUUACGCCUUAGAGCUUUCUCGACAAAUGUUGGCCCGUGGAGCUUUUCUGUAUGAACCAAACGACGUGAUCAGAAUUCAGUCCGAGAAAAGCAUCAUCGGCUCUAAUUUACAGGUGGCACCUUUAGUACUCUUUGUUGCUGCUCUGGUUUUAUUCUCUCUUCAAGUACUUUGGAUUACCUUGAGGAUCAUCAUCGCAGCUUGGAACGUUCAAUUCGUUGAACUGGCUGCACUUUUCCUCAGUAACCCUUUAACUGUGGUACAAAUGCUAUAUGGACAGCCGAAUCCAGAACUCACAUGGAACAAAAAUGUCGAACAAAGGUUCAAAGACGAGACUGAUUUGGAUAGAUUGCAGGUCGGACCUGUAUACACCGAGCAAGGCUCAUUCUUCACGGUGACAAAGGCCAGUGUAUGA
Messenger RNA from Psilocybe cubensis, 1413 nucleotides. RefSeq lists its product as uncharacterized. The coding region runs from base 1 to 1413 and encodes 470 amino acids. Lineage: Eukaryota; Fungi; Basidiomycota; Agaricomycetes; Agaricales; Agrocybaceae. The transcript is spliced from 6 exons. The record is from RefSeq and is a predicted model, not a curated record.